Racocetra persica is the source of this 254-nucleotide messenger RNA. The record is from the annotation of a GenBank genome assembly. NCBI's taxonomy places the organism in Eukaryota, Fungi, Glomeromycota, Glomeromycetes, Diversisporales, Gigasporaceae.
AUGGUUUCCUUCCAUGGUUUUUAACACCUGUUUUACCAAGGGAUCAUAGCGCACUUCAUUCUAACUCAUAUGAUUCAUGGCCGUUUAUUGAUACUGGCCAAAUUGAGUUGUCUGUGUUUAGCCAUCUAUGUGUUGUCGCUAAAUUUUGGUAUCGUUUUAUUAUCGCAUUGUAUGUUUUGUGUAUUAGAGGAUUUGUGUUUAAGACUGCUGCUGCCUGUCUGUCUAAUGGUAUAUUGUCUGAUGCCAUUGCUGCU